GCGGCAACAUGGCGGUGACAGCAGCACAGACACCAAGACGCGCAUUGAGAGAGCGGCACUCUCACAUACACAGAGCGGGUCAGUCUGCUCAGUUAACCGGCUGGCACCCACAACACAGCGGACUCUCUUACCGGGACUCUCCGGAUUGGAUUUAACUGACAGAGUGAUUUCUUGCUUCUGUGUUUGUUUUUCACGGUUUCGCGAGUGGUUCCUCUCUUUCAUUUAUUUUUGAUCUCCAGAGCAGUGGUUGGAUUUAUUGAAAGGAGAUAGCGUGUGACCGGUUUAUAGCCGCCCGGUUUGGGUGGAAAUGACAAGCGAGAGACCGGUGACAAUGCCCGGCUCGAUGUCGCUCUCGGACCGACAACCUCCCCCAGGUCACAGGCAAUACGGAGCUGCAGUCUCCGCUGCCGCCGGGGAGACAACGAUGAUGUCCGGCUCAGGUUCAGUGAUGUUCCCGGCUGGGGUUAUCAAUCCAUCGGUUCCAAUCCGGAAUAUCAAAAUGAAAUUUGCUGUUGUCAUCGGACUGAUCCAGGUUGGAGAGGUUAACAACAGGGAUAUUGUUGAAACGGUGCUGAAUUUGUUGGUGGGUGGUGAGUUUGAUCUGGAGACCAACUUCAUUAUCCAAGAUGCAGAAAGCAUCGGCUGCAUGGUGGAGCUGUUGGGCCACUGUGACGUCACCUGCCAGGCUGAGAUCUGGAGCAUGUUCACUGCUGUCCUUCGGAAAAGUGUUCGAAACCUGCAGACGAGCACUGAGGUGGGCCUCAUCCAGCAGGUGCUGCUCAGAAUGAGCUCGGUGGACGACAUGAUUGCAGACUUGCUAGUGGACAUGCUGGGAGUGCUGGCCAGCUACAGCAUCACAGUGAAGGAACUGAAAUUGCUCUUCAGCAUGCUACGCGGAGAAGGCAACCUCUGGCCAAAGCAUGCAGUCAAAAUGCUGUCGGUGCUGAAUCAGAUGCCCCAGAGACACGGUCCCAAUGCCUUCUUCAACUUUCCUGGACGCAGUGCAGCGGCCAUUGCUUUACCUCCUAUUGCCAAGUGGCCUUAUCAAAAUGGGUUUACAUUCAAUACCUGGUUCAGGAUGGAUCCCUUGAAUAACAUCAAUGUUGACAAGGACAAACCAUAUCUCUACUGCUUUCGGACCAGCAAGGGCAUCGGGUACUCUGCACAUUUUGUUGGGAACUGCUUGAUCGUCACAUCACUGAAGUCGAAAGGAAAAGGCUUCCAGCAUUGUGUGAAGUAUGACUUUCAGCCCAGGAAGUGGUACAUGAUCAGUAUAGUUCACAUCUACAGCCGCUGGAGGAACAGUGAAAUCAGAUGCUAUGUCAAUGGACAGCUCGUUUCUUAUGGAGACAUGGCAUGGCACGUCAACACGAAUGAUAGUUACGAUAAGUGCUUCCUCGGGUCCUCAGAGACAGCCGACGCUAACAGAGUAUUCUGCGGGCAGCUAGGAGCCGUCUACGUGUUCAGUGAAGCCCUCAAUCCAGCACAGAUCUUUGCAAUUCAUCAGCUAGGAUCAGGCUAUAAGAGCACGUUUAAGUUUAAGUCGGAGAGCGACAUUCACUUAGCAGAGCAUCACAAGCAGGUGUUGUAUGACGGUAAGCUGGCCAGCUCCAUCGCCUUCACCUAUAACGCCAAGGCCACUGACGCCCAGCUCUGCCUACAGUCCUCGCCUAAGGAAAAUCCCUCCAUCUUUGUGCACUCACCACACGCUCUUAUGCUACAGGAUGUAAAAGCCACGGGGACUCACUCCAUCCACAGUGCCAUCCAUUCCAUCGGUGGGAUACAGGUGCUCUUCCCGCUCUUCGCUCAGCUGGACUACCAUCAGCUGAAUGACAGCCAGGUGGAGCCCACUGUAUGCGCCACUCUCCUGGCCUUUCUGGUUGAGCUGCUCAAGAGCUCUGUGGCCAUGCAGGAGCAGAUGCUGGGAGGGAAGGGCUUCUUGGUGAUUGGAUACCUGCUAGAGAAGUCAUCACGUGUACACAUCACCAGGGCUGUAUUAGAGCAAUUCCUCUCCUUUGCAAAAUAUCUGGACAGUCUGACACACGGGGCCCCCCUGCUGAAGCAGCUGUGUGACCACAUCCUGUUCAAUGCAGCCAUCUGGAUCUACACCCCUGCCAAGGUACAGCUCUCUUUGUACACAUACCUUUCUGCAGAGUUCAUUGGCACGGCAACCAUCUACAACACCAUUCGUCGAGUGGGCACGGUGCUGCAGCUCAUGCACACGCUAAAGUAUUACCACUGGGCCGUCAACCCUGCCGACAGCAGCGGCAUCACACCAAAGGGUCUAGAUGGUCCGAGGCCGACCCAGAAAGAAAUAGUUUCUCUGCGGGCAUUCAUGCUUCUUUUCCUCAAGCAACUCAUCCUGAAGGACCGAGGUGUGAAGGAGGAUGAGCUGCAGAGCAUCCUGAACUAUUUGUUAACAAUGCAUGAGGAUGAGAAUCUGCAUGAUGUGUUGCAGUUGGUGGUAGCCCUCAUGUCUGAGCAUCCAGCCUCCAUGAUCCCUGCUUUUGACCAGAGAAAUGGAAUACGAGUAAUCUACAAGCUCAUGGCCUCGAAGAGUGAAAGCAUUCGAGUGCAAUCCCUCAAAGUCCUUGGCUACUUCCUGAAGCAUUUAGGCCACAAGAGGAAGGUGGAGAUCAUGCACACACACAGCCUCUUCACUCUGCUGGGAGAGAGGCUCAUGGUGCACACCAGCACUGUGACGGUGACGGUCUACAACACCCUGUACGAGAUUCUGACAGAGCAGGUGUGCACACAGGUAGUUCACAAACCUCAUCCCGAGCCCGACUCCACUGUCAAGAUUCAGAACCCAAUGAUUCUCAAGGUGGUAGCCACCCUAUUGAAGAACUCCGCCCCCAGUACAGAGCUGAUGGAGGUUCGGAGGCUCUUCCUUUCAGACAUGAUCAAACUGUUCAGUAACAGCCGAGAGAACAGACGGUGCCUGCUUCAGUGUUCCGUGUGGCAGGACUGGAUGUUUUCUCUCUGCUUCAUCAACCCUAAGAACUCUGACGAACAGAAGAUCACUGAGAUGGUGUACAACAUAUUUCGUAUUCUACUCUACCAUGCCAUCAAGUAUGAGUGGGGAGGAUGGCGUGUGUGGGUGGACACGCUCUCUAUAGCCCACUCUAAGGUGACAUAUGAGGCCCAUAAAGAAUACUUGGCUAAGAUGUAUGAAGAGUACCAGCGGCAGGAAGAGGAGAAUAUCAAAAAAGGAAGGAAGGGCUUGGUCAGCACCAUCUCUGGUCUCUCUGAGCAGGCUUCUGGCAUCAAUGGUGUAGUGGAUAUCAGAGAAAUGGACGAUUGCUCCCAUACACCUGAGAGUGAGAAGGACGAUGAGAGUGUGGACUCUCGCAUUCUGCUGGCUGAAGGGAAGGGGCAUGAGGAGCGUAUGGUAGAUGGAGUUAGCGUCGACGUUCAUGACCUUCUGGUGGACAUCAAAGCCGAGAAGGUUGAGGCUACGGAGGUAAAGCUGGACGAUAUAGAAACUCUGGGAGUAUCCGAGAAUGGAGCACUGGUGGAAGUGGAUUCUCUGUUGGAUAAUGUUUAUUGUGCUGCCGCAGUAAAGCUCAGGGGCGGCCUGGAUGACCACAAUGCAGCCCCCCUAAUUACUCUAGAUGAUGACAAGGACAGUGUCCCUCACAGCAACUUUCUGUUUGGCAAGGUGGCAGGUAGCAUGGUGGACAAGCUUCUGCCUGAUCUGAGUACAGCUGAGCCUCUGGUCCUGCCAAGCACACAGCCCAGAGUGCACACCAGCGCCAGUGAUGAACUCGGCCUCCUCGCUCGCAUGACAGGCCGCUCUGAGCUUGGCUCCUUACCCAGCAUCCUGGAGAAUGAUGAGUUUGAACUACAGGCCGCCUUGGAGGGCAUCAGCCCUGUGGCUGGUUCUGGGAAUGAAACCUCCUCCAAAUGCCCAGAGGUCACUGAGGGUACAGAUGCAGCAGAAACUGAAGGGAACCCCUCAACUGUGAAGAGUAGCAGCGCAGCAGACACAACAAGCUACACUUCUGACACAGAGAGAUCCGGCAAAGACAAGGAGGCGAGGAAGAUUCAGACGACAGCCACCACACAGAAUCUACACGGCCACCUUGCCAAUUCGAUGGAGAGGGACAUAUGUGCGGACAUUGGUUUCCGGGGGACGCCCCUCACAGAGGAACAGCGGCGGCAGUUCAGCCCCGGCCCACGCACAACCAUGUUCCGCAUCCCAGAGUUUAAAUGGUCAGCCAUGCACCAGAGGCUACUCACUGACCUGCUGUUUGCUCUGGAGAGUGACGUCCACGUCUGGAGGAGCCACUCCACAAAAUCUGUCAUGGACUUUGUUAACAGCAAUGAGAACAUUAUUUUUGUCCACAACACCAUCCACCUCAUCUCACAAAUGGUAGACAACAUCAUCAUCGCCUGUGGAGGGAUCUUACCCCUUCUCUCAGCGGCUACCUCUCCCACUACGGAGUUGGAGAACAUCGAGGCAACUCAGGGCAUGUCCUCUGAGACGGCCAUCACUUUCCUGUCGCGUCUCAUGGUGAUGGUAGACGUGUUGGUUUUCUCCAGCUCCCUUAACUUCAGUGAGAUCGAGGCGGAGAAGAACAUGUCCUCUGGCGGCCUGAUGCGUCAGUGCCUCAGACUUGUGUGUUGUGUGGCUGUAAGGAACUGUCUCGAGUGCAGGCAGAGACACAGAGACAGGGGAAAUAAGUCUUCCAUUCACAACAACAACAAACCUCAGGAAAUCCUGCAGAAUGCCUUGACUUGCAACAAGACAGCCAUAGAGACUGUCCCUAGUAACUUGUCUCCCAUCAAGGACCCUGAUCGCCUCUUGCAGGAUGUGGACAUCAAUCGACUGCGCGCUGUGGUCUUUCGUGAUGUGGAUGACAGUAAGCAAGCCCAGUUCCUGGCUUUAGCUGUGGUGUACUUCAUCUCUGUCCUUAUGGUCUCCAAGUACCGCGACAUCCUGGAGCCCCAACGGGAGACGGCCAGAAUAAGCCAAUCAGGUCGCAGCAUGCGUCAGGAGAUCAACUCACCUACCAGCACAGAAACUUCCCUAGCAUUUGACAGCAGUAAAGACCAUCCCGCACAAUCAGACCUCCACCUGGAAAGCUCACUUCCCCGCACAGACUCUGGUAUCGGAGAGGAGCAGCUAGCCAGCAUCAUAAACGGCUCUGAUCUGGAGCACAGCACAGGAGUGCUCAUUUCUACACUCUCCUCAGAGGUGAAAAAGUCUCAGGAGAGUCUGUCUGACUCACCCAGCGUGGGGAUUCUGAAACCGCCCUCCUCCAUCCUCAGCAUUAGCCAGCCCAAAAAGGGCAUCAAUGUGAAGGAGAUUCUGAAAAGCCUGGUGGCCUCUCCAGUAGAGGGCAUGGAGGCUGGGCUGGAGCCCCUGUCCUACCCAGACCCUGCUGCAAACCCCCAGGCCCAGGCCAUGCUGCCCAUGCAGUUCCACUCCUUUGACAGGAGUGUGGUGGUGCCUGUGAAGAAAACCUCCCCUGGCAGCCUAGCAGUUAACACAGGGGGAGGCAGCAGCAGCACCUCUGCUGGGCUGACAGCUGGCAGCACCCCGAACAUCUUUGCUGCUGCCUCUGUGACCCCCAAAAGCAUGAUCAACACCACGGGAGCCACGGAGGCAGCCCCCUCUUCUUCCUCUUCCUCCAGUUUUGUCAACGGAGCCACCAGUAGGAAUCUCCCGGCCGUGCAGACGGUGGCACCCAUGCCUGAAGACACAGAAGAAAGCAUGAGCGCCUUUUGUGAAGUGGACCAGUGUCCACUACGCCAGGGACAGACCCCUCCCGAGCUCAAACCCUUUAGCUCCCUGACAGGAUUACAAGCAGCCUCCAGGGAUGCAGGCCAGUGUCUUAGCAUAACUACAAAGCUGGAGAGGGCCUUGGAGAAGGUGGCUCCCCUGCUGAGAGAGAUCUUCGUGGACUUUGCGCCCUUCCUGUCGCGCACCCUGCUGGGAAGCCAUGGGCAGGAGCUGCUCAUAGAAGGCACAGGUCUGGUGUGUAUGAAGUCAAGCACCUCAGUGGUGGAGCUCGUCAUGCUGCUUUGUUCUCAGGAAUGGCAGAACUCCAUUCAGAAGAACGCUGGCCUGGCUUUCAUUGAGCUCAUCAACGAAGGAAGGUUGCUAUGCCAUGCCAUGAAGGACCACAUAGUGCGGGUUGCCAACGAGGCCGAGUUCAUCCUGAACCGUCAGCGAGCAGAGGACGUCCACAAACACGCAGAUUUCGAGUCCAACUGUGCCCAAUAUGCUGCUGACAGAAAAGAAGAAGAGAAGAUGUGCGAUCACCUGAUCAGUGCUGCCAAACACAGAGACCACGUGACGGCCAACCAGUUAAAGCAGAAAAUCGUCAACAUCCUCACCAACAAGCAUGGUGCCUGGGGGACCCUGGCUCAGAGUCAGCUGCAUGACUUCUGGCGUCUCGACUACUGGGAAGAUGACCUGCGGCGGAGGCGGAGAUUUGUCAGAAAUCCAUUUGGCUCCACCCACUUAGAUGUCACAUGCAAAUCACUGAAGGAAAAUGGCACAGAGGAGGACCAGGUGGUCAAGUCUAAGAAAGUCUUCCGCAUCCAAACUGCGGCCAUCCAGAACCCUGAGACCGAGCUGAUGCUGGAGGGAGACGAAGAUGCCGUCAGCCUGCUGCAGGAGAAGGAGAUGGACAACAUGGGCGGCCCAGUGGUCCUGAACAGCCCGGCCCAGCUUGUUGCCCCCGUCCUGGUGGCCCGGGGGACUCUGUCCAUCACCACCACUGAAAUCUACUUCGAGGUGGACGAGGAUGACCCUGCCUUCAAAAGGGUCGACUCUAAGGUUUUAGCAUACACUGAGGGUUUACAUGGUAAGUGGAUGUUCAGUGAGAUUCGGGCGGUAUUCUCUCGACGCUAUCUACUUCAGAACACAGCGAUGGAGGUCUUUAUGGCCAACAGAACAUCAGUCAUGUUCAACUUUCCUGACCAGGCCACGGUAAAGAAAGUGGUCUAUAGUCUUCCUCGAGUGGGAGUGGGCACCAGCUAUGGACUCCCGCAAGCAAGGCGCAUCUCCAUGGCCACCCCUCGGCAGCUUUUCAAGUCCUCCAACAUGACCCAGCGCUGGCAGAGGAGAGAGAUCUCUAACUUUGAGUACCUCAUGUUUCUCAACACUAUCGCAGGGAGGACAUACAAUGACCUGAACCAGUACCCGGUCUUUCCCUGGGUCCUCACCAACUACGACUCAGAGGAGCUGGACCUGACCUUGCCAGGGAACUUCAGAGAUCUCUCAAAGCCUAUUGGUGCUCUGAAUCCAAAGCGUGCAGCAUUCUACGCUGAGCAUUAUGAGACCUGGGAAGACGACCAGACGCCACCUUGUCAUUACAACUCCCACUACUCCACAGCUGCCUCCUCCCUGCACUGGCUUGUCAGAAUAGAGCCUUUCACCACAUUCCUCUUUAGUACCAAUAACGACAAGUUCGACCACCCUGACCGCACCUUUUCAGCCAUCGCCCGCUCUUGGAGAAACUGUCAGAGGGACAUCUCGGAUGUAAAGGAACUGAUUCCUGAGUUCUACUACCUCCCGGAGAUGUUUGUUAACAGCAACGGCUACCACCUGGGAAUGAGGGAGGACAGGACCAUGGUUUGUGACGUGGAAUUGCCAGCCUGGGCCAAGAAGCCUGAAGACUUGGUUAGGAUCAACAGGAUGGCCCUGGAAAGCGAGUUUGUGUCAUGUCAGCUGCAUCAGUGGAUUGACCUUAUUUUCGGCUACAAGCAGCGAGGCCCGGAGGCGGUGCGUGCCCUCAACGUCUUUCACUACCUGACUUACGAGAACUCCGUCAAGCUGGACAGUAUCACUGACCCUUUGAUCAGAGAGGCCACAGAGGCACAGAUCCAGAGCAUUGGACAGACGCCAUCUCAGUUGCUUAUUGAGCCACAUCCUCCACGCAGCUCUGCCAUGCACCUUUGUUUUCUUCCACAGAGUCCUCUCAUGUUCAAGGACCAGCUGCAGCAGGAUGUCAUCAUGGUGUUGAAGUUUCCAUCCAAUUCUCCUGUAACUCAUGUGGCCGCCAACACUCUGCCCCAUCUCAGCAUCCCCGCUGUAGUCACUGUUACCUGCAGCCGAGUAUUUGCCGUCAACCGAUGGCACAACACUGUUGGUCUCCGAGGAGCACCAGGCUACUCUCUUGAGCAGGCCCAUCACCUUCCUAUAGAGAUGGAUUCUCUGGUUGCCAACAAUACAGGAAGCAACAAGCGUCAGAUCACAGAUUUAGUGGACCAGAGCAUCCAAAUCACCACGCACUGUUUCGUGGUGACAGCUGACAACCGUUACAUACUGGUGUGUGGCUUCUGGGACAAGAGCUUUCGUGUGUACUCCUCAGAGACAGGCAAGCUGACCCAGAUAGUUUUUGGACACUGGGACGUGGUGACAUGUCUGGCCAGAUCAGAGUCUUACAUCGGGGGAGACUGCUACAUCGUGUCUGGGUCCAGGGAUGCUACACUGCUGCUGUGGUAUUGGAGCGGACGGCACCAUAUUAUUGGCGACAACCCCAAUAACAGUGACUACCCAGCUCCACGAGCAGUUUUGACGGGUCAUGACCAAGAAGUUGUGUGUGUGGCAGUCUGCGCUGAGCUGGGCCUGGUCAUCAGCGGAGCCAAAGAGGGCCCAUGUCUGGUCCACACCAUCACAGGGGACCUGCUGCGGGCUCUGGAGGGGCCAGAGUACUAUCAGUGCCCACGGCUUAUCUCAGUAUCUAGUGAGGGCCACUGCAUCAUAUACUACGAGAGGGGCCGCUUCUGCAACUUCAGCAUUAAUGGAAAAUUGCUGGCACAGCUGGAGGUCAAUGACUCCACCAGGGCUAUUCUCCUGAGCAGUGAUGGCCACAACCUGGUGACAGGUGGAGACAAUGGCGUGGUGGAGGUGUGGCAGGCCUGUGACUUCAAACAGCUCUAUGUCUACCCUGGCUGUGAUGCUGGCGUCCGAGCCAUGGACCUGUCACAUGAUCAAAGGACUUUGAUCACAGGGAUGGCGUCUGGCAGUAUCGUGGCAUUUAACAUUGAUUUCAACCGGUGGCACUACGAGCAUCAAAACAGGUACUGAGGAGAGACACGCAGCAGGAGCCUAGUGUGGAGGGUUAAGAAGGAUGCUUACCAACCAGAGACUGAGCUGAGACAUCCAGUGGGCUGCAGGACAUCACCAUGGUGACACUUAUAAAGGACAAAGUGUGCUUACAUGUGUUCAUCUGGCCUCUGAAGGAACUUGGGAACCGUCUUUUCCAGGAGAAUUUGAAUGAAUUUGCUGUUGGUUUUCAGGUGUUACAUGAGCAGCAGCCGUCAACUUCCCCCACUGUGUUUAGCAGAUCUGUUGUGCUGAGCAUGAGAGACUGAGAUGAACUUUAUAACAUAAACAAACACAUGAUGUAAGCUUUUAAGUUGCUGUUCUGAACUGUGAAGAUGCAAAACAAAAUGAAUCCUCUGUAAGGAGCAUUUAUACAACAUUUGUAUGGCAGAUACAUAUCUCACUAGGAACACUUUUCUAGAGGUGAACCUGUGAUGUAAAUAUGGACAGUGUAAAUUGUUUCUUCCCUGUAAAGACUGAUAAAGAUCUGAAUGCUGUUAGACUAGCCACCAUGUUGCCAUCUUUUUCAUCAUGCGAGCCAUGUGUAAAUGUUCUAAAUGUCUCCAUUGAACAUCAGAUAUUCGUUGGUUGUAAUACGUAUGUAUGGCCCCUUGUUUGCUCAUUGUUAGAACAGUGGCCGUGUGUGUGUGUGUGUGUGUGUGUGUGUGUGUGUGUGUGUGUGUGUGUGUGUGUGUGUGUGUGUGUGUGUGUGUGUGUGUGUGUGUGUGUGUGUGUGUGUGUGUGUGAAAAGACUAAAUGUUCAUUUGUUGUUUGAUCGUCUUUAUGGAAAAAAGUUUAAAAUCCGUGUGAGCGUAGUCCUUUGUGAAAUACUUGAUUUUCAUAAUGUCAGUGUAAAGGAUAAUUGUGAUAUUUUCCAUAUUCACUUUAAAUUUAAGACAAUUUCAUUAUAAAUGGCAAAUAAUGUAAUUUACUGUGGGUUCCUAAAAUAUUUUCACGCGGGACAUUUGAAAAAGCUGUAAUCAAUGUUUGUUUUGUUGUUUCCUGUUCUCCCUGACAGAUUUGUAUCUCAUGACUGUUUAAGGUGUUUGGUAAAGACGAUUAAAAGGACGUGAGGUUUUAAAAGACUACAAUGCUGGCAAUGCAAUCAUUAGUCCUGUUACUUCAGCAUAUCAGUUUUAAGUAUUCCUAUUUUUGAAAAAAAGGUUUGCUUGUCCAUAUUAAAUCUGUGUAUUCAUGACCAUCAGUCCGUGCUGCAAAUCAGUGCAUUGGUAAGCAAUAUUAUGACAUGUGUUUCAGCUGCGACAAAAAACGGAUCUAAUAAUGAACAUGAUAAUGUUCCAAAAAUGACUAUAGUCUAUUUUUGUUGAUAAAUGAGAAGUCUGUCCCUGUGAGCUGACAAAUUAAAAUUAACAAAAUAUGCAAAUAGAUUUUUGAGUUAGCAUUCUGAUUUUUCUAGUGGGUCUACCAGACACCAAACUACCUUCUCCCGAAAUAAUUUCCUCCUAAAAUAUUCUGAAUCUAAAAUUAGUUUGACAAAUUUUUGAAAUAUAGCCGUUCACUUCAAAUUUCAUGUAUCAUUUAUUUCAAGUUAAGUUAUGAUUCAUAUUUUUUAUUUUAAAAGGGUAGGAUAUCUUUGAUGCUUAUGAAAUCAUAAAAAUGUAUCAUUGUAAAA
This is a messenger RNA of Eleginops maclovinus (Patagonian blennie), 10697 nucleotides long. RefSeq names its product neurobeachin b (gene nbeab). Gene Ontology annotation, biological process: intracellular protein localization. NCBI's taxonomy places the organism in Eukaryota, Metazoa, Chordata, Actinopteri, Perciformes, Eleginopidae. Bases 308 to 9046 code for a protein of 2912 amino acids. Gene Ontology annotation, molecular function: protein kinase binding. The transcript has 57 exons. The record is from RefSeq and is a predicted model, not a curated record. Gene Ontology annotation, cellular component: cytosol; membrane.